CAACUUUACAAUUGUAUAGUUUAUGCUAUGAUUGGCCAAACAUCUACAACUAUCAAUUGCUCGAUGACUGGCCCUAAUAUAACCAAUGUUAACAACAAAUCAGUAACACUAGAUAACUGGCCGCCCAAUGAUACUACCUAUCCAAAUGAACCGGUAUUUGUUUGGACAAACGAUGAUAGGGAUGUGGGUGGGAUUUGGAAACUAUUCAAACAAUUGCAUAUUUGUAUAAAAUUUUAUCCCAUAAAUGAUCCCAAACUAUUUAGUGUUUGGACAGUCGAUAAUGAUUACAAUAGGUGUGCACCACAGGCUUACCGAUCAGUUAGACCUGAACUAAUUGGCCGAAAAUUGAAGGCAAUUACUUACAAUCAUUUUGAUUUAAAUGGUUUGAUUGCCUUAUGGUUUAAUAUCGAUGGCCAACCCAUGUACUGUAUAACACCAAUAUCUCCCAGAUUUGUGGAUCAGUGUUUAUCAGAGUCAAAAUUGAUACCAUUUAUGAGCCAUUGUUUUCAGGAUAAGUUACCGACAUUUAGGACAACUACUGUUAGUGAUAUAGAAAGUAAUGGAUCAACAGUUAUGACUAAUACUACUACUACCGAUGCCAACACUACAACAACAACAACAACCGUAUCGGUUAGUCCUACUGAACCAUUGGUAGUCCAGUCAAACAACACUGGUAUCAUAUUAUUGAUUGUCAUACUAGUCAUAAUCAGUAUCAUUAGUAUUGUUUCGGUGACUAUAGUUUUGAAACUAUAUUUGAAAACCAAACGUCGUCUCCGUAAACAACAACAACGCCCACAACAACAACAACAAAACCAACUGUCCCGACGACACCAUAAAUCAAGUCAAACAUCAAGUAUUUCUAGUAUUCAAUCUAAAUAUAAUAAGUCAUCCACUAUUUCCAAUUGA
Oppia nitens is the source of this 906-nucleotide messenger RNA. RefSeq lists its product as uncharacterized. The transcript is spliced from 3 exons. NCBI's taxonomy places the organism in Eukaryota, Metazoa, Arthropoda, Arachnida, Sarcoptiformes, Oppiidae. The record is from RefSeq and is a predicted model, not a curated record. The coding region runs from base 28 to 906 and encodes 292 amino acids.